Molecule: messenger RNA, 3188 nt
Organism: Candoia aspera
Lineage: Eukaryota; Metazoa; Chordata; Lepidosauria; Squamata; Candoiidae
Gene: NKRF
Product: NFKB repressing factor
Exons: 3
Coding region: 125-2536 (803 amino acids)
Cellular component (GO): nucleolus; nucleoplasm
Molecular function (GO): nucleic acid binding
Source: RefSeq, a predicted model, not a curated record
GCCGCUCCUCCCGGGCCAGGACCCAUCGCUGAGGAGCCCCUCCUCGUGGUCCCCCCUCGGCUCGCUGGGCCCGCCGGGUCCGGCCGGCGCCCUCCCCGCCUCCGAGGCCGGCCCAGCUCAGCCGAUGGCCGGCGGAGGGUGGACGCUGCCCGGCGGGGACUUCCUCUCCCCGCAGCCGCCGGCCUCCCAGCCGGAGCAGCAGCCGCCCCCGCCGCCGGCGCCGCCCCCGCCCCCGGAUGCCGCCGACGCCGCGGCGGAGAAGCCGGCCCUGGAGCCGUGGCGCGAGGCGCAGGAGAGCGACCGGCACUGGGCGCUCCGCCGGCAGUUCCUGCUCCGCAACCUGCCCGGCCACCCGGGCGCGGACGCCUUCCAGCGGCUGCUGGCGCUCUCCCACGUCUGGAGCAACCACGUCUUCAUGGGGUGCAGAUAUGGCUCCCAAGUUAUGGAGAAAGUCCUCCAGAUGGCGGAAGGGAUCGAUGUUGGUGAGAUGCCAUCCUUCGAGUUGGUGCCUGGCACUAAGGCAGCCAAAAGACCACGGUCCCCACUUGAUGACUCUCCCCAUAGCUGCGAAGCUCCAAGAAAGCAAGUCCCCAAAUUCCGUGUCAGGCCUCGCUUUGAGCCAAUCCACUUUGUCGCCAGCAACACCCAACAGCAGAGAAAAGAGCGGUCUUCAGAAAACCAAACACAAGACGCCUGUGAGAACAUCACUGCCCAGCAAAUCCAAACCUAUGCUGAUCGGGUUUUUAGCAGCUUCAGCGCCCAAGAUGGGGACCCCCAGUUUUCAAGUUCAGUAGGGUUAGGCUAUGGAAGUAGCCAGGUCAAACCGCCUGAAGCUAAGGGGGUUCCAAAAAGUAAAGAGACUUCUACUGCUGGGGGUACAGUGGCUUCUGAGGCAUCUCCUCUUCUCCAAGCCUCUUCCGAAACCUUCCCCAAAUCUGUUGUAACAGCCAAGCAGUGUUUCAUUAACAAGCUCGUAACGGCAGUCCGCAACAAUCUUGCUAACCCUGACUGUAGCGGCGGGUCGGACAAAAUUAACUACACGUAUCUUUUGACGCGGUCAAUCCAGGCUUGCAAGACGAACCCCGAGUAUAUUUAUUCUCCCCUGAAGGACAUUUCCCUUGCUGAUCUUCCCAUGAAGAAGAAACUCCUCAAGGAAGGUUUUGCCUGCGAGGUGAGGUGUCAGAAUGUGUAUCUGACCACAGGCUACGCGGGCAGCAAAAAUGGUUCCAGGGACCGAGCGACCGAGCUGGCAGUGAUGCUGCUACAAAAGCCCGUCGAAGUCAAAGUGGCUCAGCGGAAGUUCAAGAGUGCCACACGGGAGGAUUUGGUUUUGUGCGAGAGUGGGGCAUCUCCUUCUGAGUUCCCACCAGCGCUCAAACCGCUGGAUGACUUGAACCCCCCCGUGAAGGACGGUGUGUCGGGGCAGCCAAGUUCUGAUCCUCAGCAAGGGCCCAGUUCGGCAAAGCAUUGGACUAACUUUGUCCUCACUGAAAAUGCCAGUGAUGCAAUUGGCAUUUUGAACAAUUCUGCCUCUUUUAACAAAAUGACUGUUGAAUACAAAUACCUGCUGAUGCCCAACCGUCUGUGGCGUUGCAGUGUCUAUUUGCAGGGCCACCUCUUAGCCGAAGGCUACGGCACCAAGAAAACCAGCAAGCAUGCUGCAGCGGAUGAAGCCGUAAAAAUGUUGCAGAAGACUCAGUCCAACGCAGGGGCCGCCAAAGCCAUCCAGGUCCAGAAAGUGGGUGGGGCUGCCCGCAACCCUGCUAAGAAGAAGAACCUGAAGGACCUUGUGGUGUAUGAAAACUCCAUGAAUCCGGUCUGUACUCUGAAUGACACCGCUCAGUUCAAUAAGAUGACGGUGGAAUAUGUCUUUGAAAGGAUGACUGGAAUGCGGUGGAAGUGUAAAGUGAUGCUUGAGAAUGAAUUAAUCGCCGAAGCGAUCGGCGUGAAGAAGACGGUCAAACACGUGGCAGCCGAGGAGGCUGUGAAAGCCCUCAAGAAAACCCAGCCGACCGUGGUCAAUAAUUUGAAAAAGGGCACCAUUGAAGACGUGAUUUCCAGGAAUGAGAUUUGCGGGCGCUCAGCCGAAGAAGCACUGAAGCAGCAGAUUAAGGAAGACAACAUUGGGAAUCAGAUUUUAAGGAAAAUGGGCUGGACAGGGGGCGGCCUGGGCAAAAGUGGGGAAGGGAUCCGGGAGCCCAUUGCGGUGAAGGAGCAGUUCAAAAGGGAAGGGCUGGGACUUGAUGUUGAAAGAGGGUCACAGAUCACCAAAAAAGAUAUUGAGCAAAUCAUCCAAAAUUACGCUUUCUCGGACAGGAAGAUUGAUCUGACUUUUUCCACAGAACUCACCAACGAUGAGCGAAAGCAGAUCCAUCAGAUAGCUCAAAGAUACGGGCUUAAAAGCAAGUCCCACGGCCAGGGCCGCGAUCGGUAUCUGGUGGUGAGCCGAAAGAGGCGCAAAGAGGACUUGCUAGACCAGCUGAAGCAAGAUGGCCAAGUUGGCCAUUAUGAACUCAUAAUGCCACAGGAGAAAUAGGGCAGAAACCCUCCGUUUCUCCCAAGGAGUCUGGACAGGAACCAGAUUUCCAUUAAACCGAGCAAAGGCUGUAUAUUGUUGUGGAAAAAUUGAUUCGAAUGUUUUCCCUGCUCAUUUUAAUUUCUUGAACUUCACUAGAAAAUGUUGCAACUGUCUCCAGAGUUCUGUCCAAAUACAUGUCGUGCAAUCUGGAUAACGUUUGUGCCAUUUACCUGUUUUAGGAGUCUCUCAGAAGUGGCUUUUUUUUCCUUCACAUUUUAUUAGUCUGGUAAUAGCAGGAACAUCUGCUCAGCAGGGAAGGAGAGGGGCCCUCACACCAUUUUCUAAAAGGAUUCUCUUUUUAUUUUGCCUUUUUAAGACAAAAGGGAUAAAAGAGAAAGAUAGCAGUAUAAAUAUAUAUAUAUAUAUAUAUAUAUGUAAAGUUGGUCUUAAUAAUAAAUAGAUUUUAUUGCUGGGCAUGCAUGGAAGGGCAUGUUUUCUAUUUAAAAUGUUGCGGGUAUAAAGGGACACACUAUUUUCAGCAUAUUCAAAUGUGGUAUCACUACAGUAUUUGACCAUUUGGUUUACCUGAACCAUGCAAAAACCACGAAACCAGGAUGGGAUGCAGAAAUAGCAAAUCCUAAAGAUCUUUCUUUCGUUACUAUCAAACACC